This is a messenger RNA of Talaromyces marneffei, 870 nucleotides long. RefSeq lists its product as uncharacterized. The transcript is spliced from 2 exons. Lineage: Eukaryota; Fungi; Ascomycota; Eurotiomycetes; Eurotiales; Trichocomaceae. The record is from RefSeq and is a predicted model, not a curated record. Gene Ontology annotation, molecular function: actin filament binding. Gene Ontology annotation, cellular component: cytoskeleton. Bases 1 to 870 code for a protein of 289 amino acids.
AUGUCACCAACAGCAACAUCUGCAGGAGACAAUACUGCAACAUCUACAGCCCCCAAGCCUACCAAAACGCCGGAAAGGCCUCUUCGUCACAUUCCUUGGCCGGAAACUCCGCUGGAGCAGAGAAAAUGGCAGCUGGAACAGAUGGCUGGUGCAUUUCGCAUCUUUGCUAAAUUAGGGUUUGCGGAUGGUGCUAGCGGGCACAUCAGUUUAAGGGAUCCCGUCCAGCCCGAGACCUUCUGGAUCAACCCCUAUGGCGUGCAUUUUGGUGUACUCACCGUUGCGGACAUGGUGCACAUCGACCGCGAAGGAAAUAGGAUUGGGGGCGGCGACGCGGCGGUCAAUCGCGCAGGCUUCAUCAUCCACCGAGCGAUUCACGAAGCUCGCCCGGACCUACACGCAGCGUGCCACAUGCACAGCCCUUAUGGAAGGGCAUGGAGCACAUUCGGUCGCGGCAUCGACAUGCUCAACCAAGACAGCUGCAUGUUCUACGAAGACCUCUCCGUCUACGCGGGCUUUGGCGGCGUUGUGCUGGCUCCGGAGGAGGGCGACAAUAUCGCGCGCGCUUUAGGACCACGAAAUAAGAACAUCAUUCUGCAAAACCAUGGUAUUCUCACCUGCGGCGGCACCAUUGCGGAGGCCGCGGCCUUCUUUAUCGCCCUUGAGCGUGCCUGUCACACCCAACUGUUGGUCGAGUCGUCGACGGCUCCGACUAAUGUGGGCGGUGCUGUCUCGGGCCUGUCCAAGACCUUGGUUUCGCCUGAGGAGGCCGAUUACACCAAAAAGGGUACGGGCACGCCCGAAGUCAUGUAUAUGCAAUUUGUGCCCGAGUAUCAACUCAUUCUUAAGGAGACAAAGGGUGAUUUUCUUUGA